Molecule: messenger RNA, 275 nt
Organism: Microbotryum saponariae
Lineage: Eukaryota; Fungi; Basidiomycota; Microbotryomycetes; Microbotryales; Microbotryaceae
Source: the annotation of a GenBank genome assembly
AUGAUCUCGUUGCUGUGGUGCCCCACCCAUAGCGUCAGUAUCAGUGCACGCCACGUGAUCGGCCGAAAACCUUCGACCUCUGUCGCCUUUUGCUCACCAGAAACACGGUGGCUGUCACCACGCCUAAUUCCGAAAAGAGGUUCUACUUUGACGCUCUACGGGGGAAACACCCGCUGGACUCGGAGCUGACACAAGGUUGCUCGCACGUACACGACGAGAUCGUACAAGGCUACACCAGAGCAUCGUAUGGCGCGACCCUGAAUCUUCAUAUCUGA